GUGGCGCGCUAUAAUGGGAGGGGCCCUUGGCGAUAAAAGUGAGAAAAUUCAUUCGCGUAUAGCCUAAUCAGUCCAUUUCGGUUGAUUCAACACUAACGGAUACAUCACACACCAGUGCGCUUGGCCCACCGAAAAGUCGAAGCAGCGAAUAAAGGAAAACUAAUUUUGACUUAAAAACAUUGGUGAAUCGAGACUGUGAAUAAGAAAAACCAUCAUUAAAAGUAUUCCAGGUAUGGGGCAAUAUUUGGGUGGCGAGCCCCGGCAAAAGUUGCUCUACGUGUCCGAUGCUGAUAACAAACCUGUUGGAGAUAAGCACGAAAUAUCGGACUCUGAGCUCUUUCGAUUUUUGCUCGAUGAAGCUGCAGAAGCUGAAACAAUUCAAAUGCCGGAGAUUUUAAAAAACGUCGACAAGAAUUGGAAAAUCGUUGAAUUUGAAACGAACCAAAGCCGGAAGAAGAAUAAAUCGACACGGCACGUAUUCGUCGUUUUCAAGACGACAAGCAUCUUUUCGUUAAGGCCAUCAGCCAAGUCAUUAUUCUUUUUCCACAACUGGAUCGAAUAGAGAACGCCAAGAAUUCACUGGAAAUGGAUGACAUCAUCAAAGAAGAAGAAUUCGAUAUCUCUUUUUUCGGCAAUACGCGCCAACAGCGUGAAUUGGGUUAGACGUUUGCUGGAAAUAGGAGCCGAUCCCAGCAGACGCAACAACAAAGGUCUCACUCCGUUUCAAGUGUCAGCGACGCAAGAAAAAGCAAACGAAAUUCUCGACUUACUUCUGGCAAGCGACAAAGUUGACAUCAAUGAGGGUGGCAAAUUUGGAUUGACUGUCCUUCAUUUCGCACUGGCAACAUCCAACGAGACUGCAGCUCGCUUCCUGUUAUCAAAGGGAGCUGACCCCUACGUCGCUGAUGAAAACGGUGUCACUCCACUUCACUUGGCGGCAAAUUUUCCAAACUCCUUGGACAACAGCGGACAGAAUGUGCUACACGGCGCAAAGCAAGAUAUCCGGGGGCAAAGUGAAGACAUUUCUGAUCCUUUGAAAGGCGCCCUGGAGAUUGGCAACCCCUGCUGUAAAUUCAAGUUGAAAUUCCUCCAGAAUCUCGUCCAGGAUCUAGUCCAGGAUCUCGCCCAGCAGCUCGUCUAGCACCUUGUCCAGCAGCACGCCCAGCAGCG
Messenger RNA from Daphnia pulicaria, 1170 nucleotides. Its product is annotated as transient receptor potential cation channel subfamily A member 1-like. Bases 590 to 1141 code for a protein of 183 amino acids. NCBI's taxonomy places the organism in Eukaryota, Metazoa, Arthropoda, Branchiopoda, Diplostraca, Daphniidae. Gene Ontology annotation, molecular function: protein binding. The transcript is spliced from 2 exons. The record is from RefSeq and is a predicted model, not a curated record.